UGAAACUGCGUGCUCCUGCGCACUGGACAGUUGAUAACCGCUCGUCCUGAAGUGUUGACACUGUUCACAGGCCUGUCAUGCUGUCAGAUGUGAGCACCAAACUUCACUCUUUAUUUCCGGGCCUCCAUCUUCAAUCUGAAACGCCCGGGGCUGCGCUGCAGCUUCGGCUUCGGCUAUUUGCCACAUGAUUUUUCAUGCCCUAAGUGAGGCCGAGAGCCUUUCCAUAUACUGCGACGUGUGGGUGAUGUGAAUUCUUAAAAUCCUCUUGGCGAUCAUCAUUGUAGCACGGGUUCGAGUUUUGAGUUGUGCUCCAGAAGUUGUACUGAAGGGCUUUAUCUUAUCACUGUAAGGUAGAACUUGAACUUCUCGAAACGACCAAUCGGUCCGGAGUGCAGUAGCUUCGUGGAGAAGACGAUGGCCUUUGUGUGUCCACCCGUUUUAUUUCUCUUUUCUAACACGUCGAUUUCCGCCACGACCCUGGGUAGUUCUUCGCGACUUCUCAAAAAAUCUACUUGGGAGGCAAACGAAAACUAUCUCGACACAACUUCUUCAUCGUCCUCGUCGAACACUACAAUACCAGAACUUGCAGUACGGAAAGCUGCAUGUUAACAAGAAGUUUUGUGUCUCCUUCUACCUCCUACUCCUUGAUAGCUGCGCACGUGCAGAACUAGAACUACGCCGUGUGAGGAAGCCCACAGGAAUUGUCAUUUUUGGGCGAGAUUUUGUUACUAGCGGAGCACACAUCAAGCCGUUAGAGGAACGACUGCAGGAGCUGCACAGGUGAAGGCGUAAGAAGUACCAGACAACCAGGCGGACAACUCAGACGACCACGCGCGCACGACUUUUUCUUACCCUACGACUACGAGCGAAAGGACCACAGAAAAAAGCCGUUUGAUCGUCAUCAACAUUGCCAUCUUCUACUUCAAAAUGUGAUCGCUGUUCAAGAAAGUAGAAGAACAGUAAAUCCAGAACCAGACAGUUCCUAUCCGCGCGGAGGACGGCCUUUUAGUACAACCUUCCUCCUCCUGCAUCGAUCCUGACGAGGGUUUUUCACCUCCUGUCAGAUUUCUUGCUAAAAAGCCAUCAAAUUUCUGGGGUCAAAGUGUGGCGAUUUCGCCAGACUUCCAAGGACAGUAGUUAGGAAAACAGUUGUGCACCAACCGACAACACACGCAGAUCAAUUUUGCGGCAUAUUUCAUCUUCGGAGACGAAUUUAUCGACCGACGACUUGCUGAACCUGAGUUCGUAUAUUAAUUCCAAUUCGACCUCUAUCGCAAGAAAAAAGUGUCACAGUUACACAUUGUGUUGCAAGAGCGGCAAUACAAUCAACCUUCCUCAUGCAGGAAAUGCUUGGGAGCCUCGUUUCCUUCCUGUUUUCCCUUAUGAUCUUCGCACUGCAGGUUUUCUCUGCCACACAGAGAGGAUUUGUGAUGGAGAAACUCCAACAAAUGUGUAACUGUAACACUUUUGUCAUAUGAUAACCUCGGCGAGGACCAGCGGGGAAGCGGAACAACCUGUCUCAAGAACGAGUAGCGUUUUCACGCUUGGGAAAAGGAAAAGCGAAAAGUUGUGCACGGAAGGUACUAGUAUACACAUGGAUCAUUCCAUUCUAGUUUUUGUUGUGAUGUUUUAGUUUUUGAAAGCAAUAACCAUGUUGUAAAUGGUUCGCCUGCCAUGUGGUGAAGCCGCCUUUAAGGCUUUAUGUACAUGUGAAAAAAAAUCUUCUCGGCCAUUAUGAAGACACGAAAAAAAAACAGACCAACACCAUGUCGGCGCACGACGUAGUCAUGAAGACGGAAAAGAUAUCGAUAGGAAGAAGUCGUAGUUGAAGAUCUUCUUACAACCCAAUUGACUUAUUUAUUGCAGAAUCCAUGACCUGGUGAACAUGUUGACGGAAAUAUAUCUAGUACUAUUCUGCAUUCUUUGCGACGAGUCAUGUUCGUUGUGAACAUGAGCUAACAUAGGAGGUGGAGGUCCGGUAGUACAUCUGCAUCAAUACAAAUACAAGCACAAGCUGUGAGCCAGCUAAGAGGACGGUUAGCUGCUGGGAAGAUUCCGAACGAAGAUUUUCUCCUGCAUACUAAACCGAACUCCCGGAGGGCUACCACAAGGAGGACACCCUGUUCAUUUUCGAUUGGUAAGUGAGCAUGUAGUCGUAGGAUAAUCUGCAUGACAACGUGAAUUUUUCAUGCCAGUCUGCGCAUCACAGAGUGAAUCUCAACACCCUAAAUCUCUUUCAUAAAAAUCCAACAGGGACGACACGAUCCUGCCGACAACAUGGCUCGCCCUGAGUAUCCGAAGGAACAAACUUUUGAGUCGCAGCGAGCAGAUCAUUUGUAUUGCAGGUUCUUGUUGUACAGCAAAUCUGAAUAUUACUGUCAACAUGCGUGUACUUGACAAGCCUCGCUCGUCCUGUGACUCAAGUUUAUCCCUUCCAUACGAAACGAGCUGAGGGUCGACAUGCCGGGGGAGGUGCCCCAGAACCUCAAGGCUCAGCUGGACGAUUACGCACCCUGGGCAAUGAGAACGUAUUUUUGUUGGUUUUGGUUCUAUUGUAUGGUGGGACAAACCUCCCACCUUUCCUCAUUUCUAUAGUGAACCUCCUCCUUUCGUAUUUUCAUUAAUGUAGAUGCCUUCUAUAAUUGCAAUCACACAUCGCACCUCGCAACAGCUCCAUUUUUCUUCUGUUCGUGGUCGUUUUCUGCUUUUCUUUCUUAUGAAACCCCGAUGGCAAGAGAAGAGGUUGCGCCCUUCUUCCAUCGCCACACUUCUCUUUCUUCAUCGGUUACCUGCGGGACACCCACCAACUUUUGCAUGGCGUGGAGGUUGCGCAAAAUGAAAGAGAUGCGAUCGCCGACGGGUUUUCGGACCUGGAAGCUGCGUUUAGGAUCUGCUUUGCAGGCGGACGCGGGUCGCGCAUUCGCACGGGUUCCAGAAGAUGGGAGAGGGGCUUCUCGCGAUCGCGGUACCGGGGUGGGGAGAAAUGCAAACGAUUUUCGACGCCACAACGUGGAGGGGAGGGGGCGAAUUGGCAAAAAUGAACACACAAGCACCAGGGGACCAUGUGCAAUGCCCGCCCCCCUCCCUCCUCCGCCGCCCUGGUCCUCUCAAGGGGGCGCCCCCACCCUCGACGAGAAAGCGAGGGGGGCGCGCCAAUGCGGGGGGUGCGCCGGCCUCUAGUCUUUUCUCCAAGUCCUUGCCCCAACUUAACGUAAUCAGCGCGCGCGGGGUUGCAGGUCAAUCCGGGCGCGCGCCGGGGGUUGAAGGUUUUUCGCUUUCUUUAUUACAGCGUCUUGGCACUUUUAGCAUGACAGGUUCUGGCAGAGGCUCCAGUAGCACGGCAAUCUUGCCUGAAUUUGCCAUGCAAAACCUGCAUUCUUUGCGACGCUCGUAUUGCUGUUCAAGCUAGACAAACGACGGAGAGGGUGUGUUGUGCACUCUCAUUCUGCAAGGUCGAGAUUUACCAGGCGGACGAUGUUGAUGCUUUCGGGGACUUAUCCUGUGCAAAAGUAUCGCACUCGUACUAAUUGCUGUUUAUGCAUGACAAAUUUCCUUUCCAAGGUAUUAGCAUGACAAAUUCAAUUUUUCAUGCUGAGAAAAUUUGUAAUGCAAUUUAUACUACGUACGAUACGUUUGCAGUUCAUAGGACUUGAUAAGGCCGAAUUUGGUGGCGGAACUGGAUUACGCGAGUUUGAGCAACUAUCGCAAGGAAAAACUGUUUCACUGUAAACUUGUGAUGCAUAGAAUGCAACAGCGAAGUAUUUGUCUUGCUGCACAUGCAAGACAGUGGGUUUUUAGCUGCGUUUUCCCUUAGGAAACUUGCAUGGCAAAUUUUCUCGGUCAUGUAGAAUAAACUUGUGAUGCAAAACCUGCAAAACCCUCUGGCAAUGAGAACGUAUUUUUGUUGGUUUUGGUUCUAUUGCAUGACACCUUUCAUCAACAAAUAACAAGUUGAAGAUUUUUAUUUCCUUGCGCAUGUUGAAUGAAUAUGAAACACACCGAUUUCCUCAUCUAUCAGGUUAGAGGAGGCGAAAAAGUACGGAAAAGUCCUGAUCGUCACUAAUGCCGAGGACGGGUAUCAGGAGGAACACUGGGACUUCUGUCGAGAAGCAGUGUGAUUUCAUCGCAUGGAAAAAGCGCGUGCAGUGUGAUUUUUGCUGGAGGCAGUUUCGAAUCACGCUCGAAUUCGUCCGAUUUCGGGACAAAGAAAUGUGUAUUUGUGUAGCGCGCGUUGGAAUGGGGCUGCUUCCUUUAGGUAAUUUUUGAGUUUGUGUUGUCCUUAUCACACCUGCGACACAAGUUUUGUGUUCCCUCUCCAUAACGCAUGGAUCGAGCUCACCAUCAAGAAAUUUUUCCCCUCCUGGGAAGACCUGAUGGGCACCAUCCCGUACCAUAGCGCAAGGUCGACCUGGGAACCGACGGGGUGCACCUUGCCCGUGGAGUGGAAAGUGCGUUCCUUUGACCACGAAAUCCGCAGUUUAUGCAAUGCAAAAGCAUCGUGCUAGUAUAGAUUGCAUUACAAAUUGGCGUAGCAUUACAAAUUAAAACUGUAAUGCGGAUUUGCUUUAAAUAAAAAAAUAUUUCGAUUUGUAAUGCAUAAAUGCAAUUAGUACGAGUACGAUACUUGUGCAGUGCAUACAGUUAUUACGACAACCAAAGGGAUCACCACGGGCGGAGCGUGGGGCGAGGUACAGGUUUGUUGUAUCUUCAUGCAGAAUUUGAACAAUUUGUAUCGCGUGUUGGCAUCAUACGCAUCAGACAAUCAAACCAAAAAAAUCCUUAUCACAGACAACGUCCGACGAAACAUCAUUGGGUUAGGCGACUCUACCUCUGACCGCGAGGCCAUGCUGCACGUGACCGGCGGGAAAGCAAACACGACCGGAAAAUCCCUGAAGUUCAUGGAGAGACCGAAUCUAGAACAUUUACAAAAACAACACCACCUGAUCGCCAGUAGCAUCCGACAGAUCGCGCUGCACGAAAAGUCCCUGGAUCUCUGUAUCCAGCAUCAGAUGGAAUCCAACUCGAAUGCGACUAGUAACAACAGUAAAAACACAACUGCGCCGGCAGCUGCCGCGGGAAGCAAUCCGGUCAGUAAUACCAACGAGGACUCACAGAAGACCAAUGACUCGUCCGCAACCAUUCCCCCGCCGACGGACAGUAAUAAUUCCGAGGCGAAGAAAGACAGUGCGAGUUGUGCGGCUAAGGCGGACAAUACUGGAAGCAGCAGUAAUGGUGGUCCGGCAAACCCGGGUAUCGGUGGGGGCAGCAUUCCUACCCCGCAGUCCGGCACGGCGAACGCGCAGUCCGGAGGAUCCUCUAGUACAACGACGGCAACGAGUAUCCACAGUAAAUUUCCUGUACACGUACAAAUGCUGUCUCUGCAUGACAAAAUUUGCCUUCAAUACUAGGCUAGCAUGACAAGUUGUACACUGCAAGUUAGCAAAAUUUGUCAUGCAUUUUGUACAUGUACAGGAUAUUAUUUACAUUGCAUAACGAGCAGUGGCACCGCGAACCUGAAUGCAGCUACGGAAAUGAAUAGCGCAAAAAGGCGGCGAUGGCAAGUGACACCGUCAUUGGGCGGCGAUGUUGGCAGAAGUAAAAGAACAACUGCUGCUGGUGCUGCACCAGAAAUAAACAAGGUUGAAGCUCCAGCAGCUGCUCCUGUUAUGCAAUUUUGCAUCGGAGCGUACAUUGAGCAGCCACCAUUGAUACCUGAUGGAGGCUACUCAACACGUCUUGCAUGACGAGAGUGUGUGCUGUCGUGAGACUUCUCGCCUGCCACUAACCUGAGAAGGUCAAGGCUGUGAAAGAACUCUGCAAGACCACCCAGUACGGAGAUGAUGAUACCCCUACUAGGAGAGUGACAGAAGUUCUUUUUGCUACAGUAGUACGUACAGCAAAAUACAAGCGCCCGUCGUAGCAAGCAAUGCAAGCUAGCACCCAAUAAAUCGAGCUACAAGAUGAAUUUGAAAGGUGUCGGAGCGAGGGAGUGAGUCCGUGUGGUCCGGGGGCGUGCUAGUACAACAAGAAGGAUAGCGAGAGAAGAUUUUGGGCGACAAGAACCGCAAUUCCAGUUCGGAGAUAAUAAAACCGUCCCGCCUACAAGCUACAUAUUUCGUUUCCAUAUUUUUUUGCGAAGCGGUAACCAAGGCAUCCGUGAAUGGAUCAUCAUCCACGGGGUUGACUAAGGAUGUGAAAAAAACUGACUCUAUUGUGGAUGGAACUUCUACUGGACUUUUCAUGGAUCGAGUGGUGGUGCGCGAAAAAAGCUCGGUUUAUUCAUGUUGAUGAUGCUCAUCAUGAAAAAGAAAGUGAAAGAUCAGUCUUCAAUGUGAGUCAGGCACAUUUUCAAUCCUAUACCGGCGAGCAAGGACGCAACAACUUCGGCCUCGACGACCACAAGUGCCAAUCCGGUGGCCUCGCUGCCAACGGCGCAGCAGGUUGCGGCCUAGGUGGUUGCUGAAGUCACGACGCGUCUAGAAGAUACUUAGUACUUAUUUACUCGUCUAGCGAUGUAGAUGCAGCAGGAAUUCUACGAACGAUAGAUCAAGAGCAGCUGCAAGCAAUGGCAGCUGCAAAACCAAGUAGAUGAGGUUCUAGCUAGUAGGGAACAGUAACAUUCGCUGUACGUGUCUGUAUUAAUUGAAAUUUCACGAACAUGAUUUUUCCGAGGCACCGACAGCGCGCGUAUGAUUGGCUUUUAUGUUCUUUGUCGUUUGAUGAAAUUGAAAUCUGAGUGGCGUUGAUUGGUAAACAAAAGCCAAUCGUCGCACACCAGAACAACAACCUUCGCACCCCUCCGGUGCGACGAGAAAAAACUGUUGGCUUCAUAAACUUUUUAUGCUGGUAUGAUUUGAUGGUAGAAUUGAAUUUAACACUUCUAUAACCUCAUUGUUUCGUGGUGCCUUGCAGGGCCCGAAACAGAAGAAACCAACGCAGAAAACAGACUAGUUUUUUGAUGCGAAAAUAUCAUAACUCACUUGUUCGACGAUAAAAGAUUCUCGAUUGUUGGACAAGUACAUCGAUGUCUAGAUAUUUCGAGGCGUUGCUUGAGUAGUCGCGAGGACAACACAUUUUUUACGUAUGAAGGUAGAAGUUUCUUGAAUAUUUACCCCAUGUUGAAUAGCGGAACUGUUUCUUGUAGUGUUGACAAUUGAGUUUGACCCGGAAUAAUAUUUCAGUUCUUUUUUACCGACAACUUUUCCAAAAACAACUUCGACAACUGGAAGACAACUCACCUCGGACAACUGCUCAUUGAGAUACUUUCAUCUCGCUAGCGAGUUUGAUAAAUCCCUUUAGAGCUGCUGCUUUCAUCGGGCGCGCAGCCGUGCUGCGUGACUGAUGUCUACUACAACCUCCUCGAACUAGACCAACUCUAUAUUAGUCAUUGAGAACAACAAUGACACCCCGGCCGCUUGCUCCUGUUGUCAAAAAUCUCUAUCUCCCCCGAGAAAUAAAUCAUGAUGACUUCAAUCGUUUCAAAUGUCUAGCAGAGAAACAAGCACAAGAAAUUUAUUGUGUUUUCACCUCCUGUGCCCAUAAGCGGUUGAUUUUUUUCAAGUUUACUAGUAUACAGAAAUUUAUGUUCUUCACACAACAGAUUUAAAUUCUGGUUUUAAUUUUAAUUUGUGUCGCUUUGUAAACUUAGAGCUACUUUUUCAUGAGCAUUUUACCUCUUUAUCAAGCACGUAUUGAAGAAGCGCUACCCCUGCUACCAAGACCCGCGUCCGCCUGGUGGAUUGAAGAACACCGAUUCGACUAGAGGUGUAGUCUAGGCCUCGAUGCACGAAUCUUCGGAAAAAGAAACACAACGGCGAAGUCGCAGCGAAACAACUUUAUCGGCGGAUGGUUUGAUCAAGGCCCUGCGCUCCGGGUCCAACUUCUCGACGGCGACAGACUAGCAGACCCAGACGAACUACUAGAGGAACCGUCGCACACAAGAAGCUACAUCUUGUCGCGCGGCGCACAACUUCUUAAUUCAAAGUAGGUGCGAGGAGGAUCAUCAUCAUCUGCUACUUUGACUUUGUUGAUACUUUUGAUUAAUAUUUGAUUUUGAAGAAAGUUGUCCAUUUAUGAAUAUUUCUUCGCUCAUAUUGAGAGAAAAAUCAGGUGGAACUAGUAUCCCAAUGACGGAAAUCUAUUUGAAAAAAUGCAUGAUCUACAGCUGCAAUUUCUUUCUACCUAUCUUCUCGCGCCAUUUGGGCUCCUUGCUUGCGCGCGCGGAGGUGGGUGUUAGUUGGUGCUUUCGUGCUGCACGGCAAGCGCCACAAAGCUAC
Messenger RNA from Amoebophrya sp. A120, 8276 nucleotides. NCBI's taxonomy places the organism in Eukaryota, Dinophyceae, Syndiniales, Amoebophryaceae. The record is from the annotation of a GenBank genome assembly.